CGAUGCGGAGGGGGAUGAGCGGCUGUACUGUCAAUUGUGACGUAUUUUUUUCACAUGGUAUCCCCCAUCCUCUUGUUCAUGCCCCCCUGCCGAAGGCUCGCCUGCAAGCUGGCUUCAGUUUGUGGGCGCUGGUCGUAGCACUUCUAGGUCUAAUGGCACAUCCCGUGAAUGCUCUUCUCAGCCAAGGCAAGAGAGCAGAAGGCCCAUCAGGGCUUCGAGGCCAUCAAGGUUGAGCGACUCAAAGCUGCCAUCCAAGACUGUGGGGCCCAGAAGCAGUGGAACGCGGCGCUGAAGCUUCUCCGAGGCGCACCUUCGUCGCGCACCAAAACAUGUACAGUCCUGUACAAUGUGGCCAUCUCUGCAUGCGGGGGAGGCGCGCAGUGGCAGCACGCGCUGGCGUUGAUCGGAGAGGUUGGCGACAGGAAGCUGGAGCCGGACGUCGUCACUUUCAACGCCGGCGUCGCCGCGUGCGACAGGGGCGGGGAGUGGCGGCGCGCGCUGCUGCUGCUGAGGGAGGCGCGGGACUCGGGCGUGGAGCCCGACGUUAUCACCUACAACGCCUUGAUCAGCGCCUGCGGCAGAGGCGGGGAGUGGCAGCAGGCGCUCGCGGUGCUCGACGGGGCGGAGGAGGCGAUGCUGGCGCCCAACGUCACUGCACCCCUACAACGCUGGAAUCAGCGCGUGCGAGAAGGGUGGGCAGUGGCAGCGAGCAUCGCUGCUGCUCGACAGGCUUCGGGGAGCCAAGCUGAAGCCCGCGGUCGCCAGCUAUGGUGCUGCGAUCAGUGCGUGCGAGAAGGGCGCGCAAUGGGGGUAUGCGCUGUCGUUGCUCCGCGAGCUGCUGGAGGCAGCACUGGUUCCCAAUGCCAUCGCCUGCGGCGCCACUGUCAGCGCCUGCGGAAGGGGCGGUCAGUGGAAGCGGGCCAUAUCACUGAUCAGCGAGCUUGGGGACGCGGGCGUGGAGCCAGAUAUUGUUUGCUACAAUGCUGGAAUCAGCGCGUGCGAGAUGAGCGGGCAGUGGGAGCAUGCGCUGUUGCUAAUCAGUGUGGCGGAUAAUGCAAAGCUGGAGCUGGACGUCAUCUGCUACAGCGCUGGAGUCAGCGCGUGCGCGAAAGGUGAGCAGUGGCAACAGGCGUUGAGCUUGCUUAGUGGGAUGUUUGAACUCCAUCUAGAGAUGGAUAAUGAUAUAGCCUUUAAUGCUGGCAUCAGUGCGUGCGAGAAAGGUGGGCAGUGGCAGCACGCGUUGUCGUUGCUCCGCGGGAUCGUGCAGCGUCGGCUGGAGCCGACCAUUGUCGCCCCUGCAACCUCCAUCAUCUUUGCUCCUCGUCCCUUCCGAGCCCUCCUCACUCCUCAUUUCUGUUCAUUC
Molecule: messenger RNA, 1363 nt
Organism: Prorocentrum cordatum
Lineage: Eukaryota; Dinophyceae; Prorocentrales; Prorocentraceae
Source: the annotation of a GenBank genome assembly